AUGAGUUCAAAACUUUAUCAACGCCUGUCUUCAGAGUGUGACGAUGCAUGUAGCGCCGACGCCAGCUUGGGCGCCCCCCCGCGAAUAUCAAAGCCGGUCGAGGCUCUGCAGUAUUCAUAUGAUUGCGUCGUGAUUGGCUCCGGGUACGGCGGCAGCAUAGCAGCGUCGAGGAUGGCCAGGGCCGGCCAGUCCGUAUGUCUCCUCGAGAGGGGACAGGAACGAUGGCCGGGAGAAUACCCCUUGACCUCUAAGCAGGCCCUGAGGCAGGUCCGUCUGUCAGGUCAUGUUGGAAAACCAUUUUCAGAGAGCACCAAGGUGCAGUGCGGGAACCGAGACGGCAUGUACCACAUUGUCGUAGGGCACGGCCAGACUGCCGUUGUUGCCAACGGCCUUGGUGGUGGCAGCCUCAUCAACUCCAACGUCUUCCUCGAGGCCGACGCCGGAACGCUGGCCAUGGAAGUCUGGCCGCCGCAGAUCCGCAACGAUCCGCAGUGCUUGGAAAAGUAUUAUCAAAGAGUCCGCCGGGUGCUGGAGCCCGAGCCGUACCCGGACGACUGGCCCGCGCUGCACAGAACCCAGGUGUUCCGAGAGCAGGCCGAGAGGCUGGGCGUCCCGAAAGACCGCUUCCGCAAGGUGCCGCAGACGACUCGCUUCCGUCCCGGCCGGAACGCCUGCGGCGUGGCCAUGGCGCCGUCGACGCGCUCGGGUCACGACACCACGGGCCUCAACGACGGCUCCAAAACGACCACGCUGGUGACGUACCUCGCCGACGCGUGGAACUGGGGGGCCGAGCUCUUCAGCCAGUGCGAGGUGCGGCACGUGGAAAAGGUGCGCGACGAGCGCGGCGGCUACCUUGUGUUCUUUAUCUCGCACCAGCGCCGACAGCAGCAGCGCGGGAGCGGAUGGCAGCCGCCGCUGCGGUGGGUUCACGCGCGGAGCGCCGUGUUCCUCGGCGCCGGGGCGAUCGGCACCACGGAGAUUCUCCUGCGGAGCAAGGCCAUGGGGUUGUGCGUGAGCGAUACCCUGGGCGAGGGCAUGAGCGGCAACGGCGACAUGCUGGCGUUUGGAUACAACACCGACCGCCGCGUAAACGCCAUGGCGAGUGCGCAGGCAGCACGCCGAGACCCCGUCGGCCCAGCCAUCAACGCCGCCAUCGACAUGCGCGGACAGCCGGGCAACCCCCUCGACGGCUUCGUCAUCCAGGAGGGCGCGGUACCGCCAGCGCUGUCGCCCCUGCUGCAACCCCUGCUCGACGUCAGCUCGGUCUUGUCCGGAUCCUCAGUCCCCAAGAACAUGCGAAAACGGCUGGCGCGCUGGAAGAGUCGGCUGCGCGGCCCGUAUGCCUGCGGCGCCAUGCAGAAGACCCAGGUGCUGCUGGCCAUGUCUCACGACAGCAGCCAAGGCAGGUUGAGACUGGAGAACGACGAGCCCCUCCUGCAGUUCCAGCAGGGCAGCGGGAGCGACCGCGUGACCAGGGUGCGCUCACUACUGGCCGAGGCGGUUGAGGCGGUCGGGGGGACGCCCGUGUACGACCCGGGCUACGGGGUGCUGGGAAACCACCAGGUGACUGUUCAUCCGCUCGGGGGAGCGACAAUGUCGCGAGACAACACCGGGGCCCACGGUGUGACAAACCACGCCGGAGAGGUCUUUUCGGGCACCGACACGUCCGCCACGCACCGCGGGCUCGUUGUCGUCGACGGGGCCGCCGUCCCUGCCGCGUUGGGAGUCAAUCCGCUGGCCACCAUCUCGGCCCUGGCGGAGCGAGCCGUCGACGAGUACGCCCGCACGGCUGGGCUGGUCAUCAGCAAGGAGCACAACGGCAGCAUCGACUUUGCCGCCGGGCCGGGCCGUCUGCCGCAGCGCCCCCUGCGGCAACGCCAUGCCGACGCAGAAAAGCAGCCCGACCCGGCUGCUGCCCCCGACGGCCACUCCAAGCAGAGCCCGGCCUCCGCUCACGGCCAGCCCCCCAGUAUCGCCUUUACCGAGUGCAUGGCGGGCUUCGUCCACGCCAGCACGUCGGCCGCCGCGUGCGCAGAGGCGGACUUCGCACCGUCUUACCGCGUGGCCAAGCUCCGAGGAGAGACGGCGCGGCUGCUCGUCCAGGCGGACGUUUCGGAAGCGCCGUGGCGCCAGCACGGCGUCUCGGGCCGCCAGUACAGCGGCUCCAUCAAUGGCACGUUUGUGUGCGCGUCGCUGCCCGGAUCGCCGUUCAUGAUCCGCCGGGGGGACCUGCAAAUCUUCCAGCCGGCGGAGGCGCCUCCCGAGACGAGCAGGUUCGUGUACGACUUUGACAUGGCGGGGACCGAUGGGCGGCUCGUCCGCUUCUACGGCUACAAGACGGUUGAUGCGUCGACAUCGUUUAGCCCGGUGCGUCUGUGGAAGGCGCUCACGACCCUGUUUGUCUGCAUCACGGAGCUGAAUGACCAAGAGGCGGCCAGGAGGGAGGAAAACGGGGCGCAACGACGUGCCGCGCCGGCUCAGGGGCGGGUUCUCGCCCAAGGCAUCCUGCGGCUGGGCGUUCGGAGCUUCCGGAAGCAGCUCCUGGGCAUGGAGGCGGCCGGUGAUACUAUCCAGGACAGGACGAGGAACAUGAGCCGGUUUAUGCGAUACUUUGCCGGCAAGGCGCUCGGCCAUCUGCUGCUGCCGCUGCAGCCGCUGCGGUACGCCACGACCACGACGGCUGCCCAAGCCGCCUACGUGAACCCGACGUCGCCGACAAGGUCCUACACCAUUGUCGCCAGCGACGGCGUGCAGACCGUGCUACACAUGUGGGAGCCGGAGCCGCGCGUGUCUGCCGACCAGCCGCCCGUGGAGAACCUGUUUAUGAUUCCCGGCGCCUCGGUCGACCACCAGAUUUUUGCGCUGCCCACCAUCCCGCUCAACGCGGUCAACUACUUUACCCGCGCAGGCUACCGGGUGUUCGUGACGGUCCACCGCAUCGGGCUUCAGGAUGCCGGCCGCGGCGACGGCGACAGCUGGACCACGUACGACGCCCGACUCGACCUCCGCGCCUGCAUCCAGUUCAUCCGGCAGUUCUGGUCGCCGGCCAAGCUGUACACCAUCGCGCACUGCAUGGGCUCCGUCGCCUUUGCCAGCGGCCUCCUCGACGGCACGAUCCCGGCCGACUGGAUCCGCGGCAUCACUUGCAGCCAGGUCUUUGCCCACCCGGUCUGGAGCCCCAGCAACGUCGUCAAGAAGGCGUCGCCCGUGCCGCUCGACCGGCUGUACGCCCGCCUCGCCGGCGGCUGGUUUGACUGCCGCCCGGGGCCGUGCGACCGGCCCGUCCAGCGUGCCAUCAACCAGCUCCUGCGGUUCUACCCGGACAGCGCGCGCGAGCGCUGCUCCAGCGCGGCCUGCCACCGCACCACCUUCCUCUUCGGCCGGUGCUGGGCCCACGAGAACCUCAACCGCGCGACGCACGACCACAUCGACCGCUUCUUUGGCGGCGCCAGCAUGGCCCUCAUGCAAAUGCUGAUGCAGAUGGACGGCAACGUGACGGGCAACGCGCCGGGCUACAAGGUGCUCACCGGCGCGGAGAACGUGGAGCGGCUGCGGGGGAUCCCCAUCUUUCUGUUCUCGGGCGAGGCGAGCGACGUGCUGUCGCCGGCGGCGACGGAGAAGACGUACGCGCUGCUGUGCAGCAGGUUCGGACUGGCAGCCGAGGGGGGCGGCAUCCAGUACCGGCGGAAGGUGUUUCCGGGGUAUGGGCACCUUGACUGCUGGAUGGGGCGGGACGCGUGGAGGGACGUGUAUCCCAGCGUGAGGGAGGAGGUGGACAGGGUCGUGCGGGGGGUUGAGAGGCGGUAG
Ustilaginoidea virens is the source of this 3807-nucleotide messenger RNA. RefSeq lists its product as uncharacterized. Gene Ontology annotation, molecular function: oxidoreductase activity, acting on CH-OH group of donors; flavin adenine dinucleotide binding. NCBI's taxonomy places the organism in Eukaryota, Fungi, Ascomycota, Sordariomycetes, Hypocreales, Clavicipitaceae. The transcript is spliced from 6 exons. The record is from RefSeq and is a predicted model, not a curated record. The coding region runs from base 1 to 3807 and encodes 1268 amino acids.